ACACACAAACACAAUAGGACUUAAGCAAAUAAGAGCAGAUUGUUUUCGCCUCUUUGAAUUUGCGCUUCAUGCUGGGGCGUCAGCUGCAGCAGCGGAGCAACAGUGAGUGGCAUGUCCCUUCGGUUUAAUCAAGUGACCGGCCAGUUACUGCACGUCGGUAAACUGAGAUAACCAACCAUUAUCGAGCACGGACUUUUACCUACAUAGCGCAUGGACAAACUCUGACUUUGUCCGGCCCACCCCCCCGUCUUAUACCCCACUACCCCGCCCUCAUUUCUCUCAGGCUGAGUCUCCACUGGGAAAGAGGAAGACAGGGCAAAAAAGGCAAGAGACAGACCAAGAUCCAAGACACAUAUUGACUGACAGACAGACAGGUCCCUAACUCUGUGGAGGUAAGGGGAGCAGAAGGGGCGUAGAAGAGGCGGUACAGUUUGUUCUGGAGAGGUGUUAUCCCUUCAGACCUCUGCUAUCUGAAACACUCCUUCCACACCUCCCCUUUCUCAACAACUGCACGCCAACAAAUCGUUGUAGCCAUGGAAAAGACAUACUCCCUCACGGCCCACUACGACGAAUUCCAGGAGGUCAAGUACGGCGGUCGCUAUAGCAGCGGCACCCUUAGCAAUGGCAUGAGCCUUCACCUGGGUGGCAGCCUGGACCGGAACAUUGGGCGGGGCCGGGGCAAAGGGGGCGGGGCCAGCGACCGGUGCCGCGACCUGAGCGGCAUUAAAAGUGGAAAGGGACUUCCCCGCUGGAGCCGCCGGGAGAUCUGCCUGCUCUCCGCCUUGGUGUUCGCCGCUGGGAUGUGUGUCAUCCUGGGUUGCAUGCUGGCGCUGAAAUACAUUUCCCUGGACACCCAGCAAGAUGCACACUGCCGACAGGACUGCCAGAAGAAACGCCUGUUAGUCCGCGCCGCGCGCUUCGUCCAGGCCAACAUCGACCCCACCAUCCAGCCGUGCCAGGACUUCUACAGCUUCGCCUGUGGCGGCUGGCUUCGGCGCCACGGCAUCCCCGAGGACAAGCUGAGCUAUGGCAUCAUCACUGCCAUAGGCGAGCACAACGAGGAGAAACUGCGACGGCUCCUGUUGGAACCUGUGCGCCGGCGUGGCGCCGACUCGGCGGAGAGGAAGGUGAAAGAGUUCUACCGCUCCUGUGUAAACAUCCAGGAGAUUGACAACCUGGGGUCCGGGCCCAUGACAGAGGUUAUCGACAGCUGUGGCGGAUGGGACCUGGUCGGAGCACCCCCUGGAGGUGCCGGCUGGGAGAGCAGUACUGCGCCGGCCAGACCGGACUUUAAUGAGCUUCUCUACAGGACCCAGGGAGUGUACAGCACGGCUGUCUUCUUCUCUCUCACGGUCAACGUGGAUGAUAAGAACUCCUCACGGAAUGCUAUCAGGAUUGAUCAGGAGGGGCUCACACUGCCUGAGAGGACUUUGUACCUGGGGCAGGAUGAAGACAGUGUGAAGAUUCUGGCAGCAUACAAGGCCCUAAUGGAGAGGCUGCUAAGCAUGCUGGGAGCCCACAACGCCACUCAGAAGUCCAAAGAGAUCCUUCAACUGGAGACACGUUUGGCCAACAUCACUAUAUCGGAGUAUGAAGAACAGAGAAAAGACAUCAGCACCAUGUACAACCGCAUCACCCUGAGGCAACUUCAGCGCAUCGCUCCCAGUCUGCAUUGGAAACGCUUGCUGGACAGGAUCUUCCAUGAUAAUUUCUCUGAAGAUGAAGAAAUAGUGGUGUUGGCCACUGACUACAUGCAGAAAGUCUCCGAUAUCAUCAAGACCACCUCUAAAAGGGUCCUCCAUAACUACAUGCUGUGGCGUAUUGUAGCAGCUCUUAGUGAGCACCUGUCCACAGCAUUCCGGAGCACCAUCCAUGAGUUUUCCCGGGAGAUUGACGGUACGGAGCGUCAGCUGGAGCUGGGAAGGCUGUGUCUCACCCAGGCCAACAAACAUUUCGGCAUGGCCCUGGGAGCACUCUUCGUCCAGAAGUACUUCUCCUCUCACAGUAAGGCUAAGGUACAGGAGCUAGUAGAGGACAUAAAGCACUCACUGGACCUACGGCUUCAAGAACUGGACUGGAUGGAUGAGGUGACCAAAAAAGCAGCCAGAGCCAAGUUGCAGCACAUGAUGGUGAUGACAGGCUACCCAGACUUUCUAUUGAAACCAGAGCUUAUAGACCAGGAAUAUGGGUUUGAUGUGGAUGAAAAUACCUAUUUCAAAAACAUUCUCAACAGCAUAAAGUUCAACAUCAAGAUGUCUGUCAAAAAGAUCCACAAGCAGGUGGACAAGACAGCGUGGCUUCUUCCCCCUCAGGCACUCAAUGCCUAUUACCUGCCAAACAAGAACCAGAUGGUCUUUCCUGCCGGAAUCCUUCAGCCCACGUUGUACGACCCAGAGUUUCCACAAUCUCUGAACUAUGGAGGGAUAGGAGCCAUCAUUGGUCAUGAGCUGACACAUGGAUACGAUGACUGGGGCGGCCAGUAUGAUCGCUACGGCAACCUGAAGCAGUGGUGGACAGAGGAGUCAUACAAGAAAUUUCAGAAGAAAGCAGAGUGCAUCGUCAAACUCUAUGACAACUUCACUGUCUACAACCAGAGGGUCAAUGGCCGUUUGACUCUAGGGGAGAAUAUAGCAGACAUGGGAGGCCUCAAAUUGUCUUACUUUGCAUAUCAGAAGUGGGUCAGAGAACAUGGCCCAGAAAGACCUCUCCCUGGACUCAAAUACACACAUGAACAACUACUCUUCAUUGCCUUCGCCCAGAACUGGUGUAUGAAGAGACGGUCUCAGUCCAUCUACCUGCAGCUGCUGACUGACAAACACGCACCGGAGCACUACAGGGUGAUCGGCAGCGUGUCCCAGUUUGAUGAGUUUUCCCGAGUGUUCCACUGUCCGAAGGGUUCCCCCAUGCAUCCUGUCGACAAAUGUUCUGUGUGGUGACCCCCAAACCUAGACCUCGGAGCUCCACUUAGUAAAACUGACCUGAGAGCUGAAAAACCCCUCCUCCGCUAACCAACUGAGGUGUUCUGUUCUGUUUUGCUUUCUCUCAUCCUGAGACUACCUUUCUCAUUGUUAUUUUGAAAGCGAAUAAUCUCUUCACCACCAGGCAAACCCAUGAUAACUUGAUUGUCUACUCAUCAUUUAAUGUUAUAUUUUGUCGAGGAGUUGGAAGUUUUAGAAACUUGGGAUCACUUUUGGUUUCCACUUGAUAUGAUGUCAAUUCAUAAUCAUUUGAAUCACUUUUGAAAACCAUGAUAUUCAUAGUAGUAAAGAUAGUCAUCAAAUCUAGUUUGAUCCAAAAGGUUCAGAACUUUGUGUAAAAAGGGAUUGGUACCACACUGCCUGAAAGACAAUGAGUGGUGCGGGUGGCACAGAACACCGGGACCCAAGUGUUGCCAGUCAAUGUUGUGUUUCCUAUUAGUGGAGACUGUGCCUCCACGCAGUCCUCCAGUGUCUGAACAGAUUCUCUGGUCUGGUCUCUCCUGUGGCCGACUCCUUCUUGACUGUUGUUGCUUGGUCUUGGCUUUACGGACAUCAGUGAAACAGUGUCACUGUGAGUAUGUGUGUUUGUACAGUUUUGAAGGUCUUUUGUUAUGAGCUGAAUCCAUAAGUAAUCCAUCACUUUUGCUCAGGAUGUGUAGCUGAAUGUGGGACUGUGGCCAAAGUGCUGAAGGAUUGUGAUGGAACCAUGAACUAAUGGUGUGUUUGUACCUGUGAGCCUCCACUCGACACUGUACAGCUGUAGCACACCGACCCGGAACAAGACCACGCUCUCCACCAAUGGAUCACUGUUACCCCACAGUUAGGAUUCAGAGGAGUGUAUUUCUUUAGACUGAUUCAUGGACCUGUUGAACAACUUCAUCUGUCCUGUGGAUAACUUCAAUUGGAUUACGUCAACUCAAGUGCCCUCCUUGAUAUGUCGGCAGCACAUACUCUCUGUUCAUGAACUCUGAUUGUCUUUGGCCGGUCCUGCAGAGCAAAGAAGCUUUAAAAGCAAGGAACAAUAUCAUUUGGCAUUCCACAGUGACAAAUAUUCUAUAUUCUGUAUGUACAAAACUGUGAAUUAUGUCAGAAAAAAAACUGGAAAAAAUCAUUUGUACAGUGAUAUUAAAAAACAUUAUCAUUUUGUAUAAAGAAUCUCCUCAUAAAACAUGAACAAUCUUUGUAUACUUAUAAAUUAUAUAAAAGGACAAAGUUGUACAGUUCUUAUUCUGAAAACAGCAUGUUGUGCUCUGAUGUUCAAAACCAGCUUUACGAAGAUUGACUGUGAUAAAAGUGACACCUCAUACAGUUCUCAAUAUUCAGCUGCUAUCUCAUAUGGCUGCUAGUUGCAAUCUCAUAUAUCUUGGUGUUCAAUGUCUUGAAUAAAUCCAUGGGAUCACUGUGUGAGGGCCUGGUUAAGUGUUAGUCUUGUGUGUCAAUGUGAAUGUGUUAGUGACCGUGACCAACCAGGGUUGUAUCUACAUGUUAGCGACUGCAACCAACCAGGGUUGUAUCUACAUGUUAGCGACUGCGACCAAUCAGGGUUGUAUCUACAUGUCAGCGAAUGUGGCCCACCAGGGUUGUAUCUACAUGUUAGCGACUGCGACCAACCGGGGUUGUAUCUACAUGUUAGCGACUGCGACCAACCGGGGUUGUAUCUACAUGUUAGCGACUGCGACCAACCGGGGUUGUAUAUACAUGUUAGCGACUGCGACCAAUCGGGGUUGUAUAUACAUGUUAGCGACUGCGACCAACCAGGGUUUUAUCUACAUGUUAGCGACUGCGACCAACCGGAGUUGUAUCUACAUGUUAGCGACUGUGGCCCACCAGGGUUGUAUCUACAUGUUAGCGACUGCGACCCACCAGGGUUGUAUCUACAUGUUAGCGACUGCGACCAACCGGGGUUGUAUAUACAUGUUAGCGACUGCGACCAACCAGAGUUGUAUCUACAUGUUAGCGACUGUGGCCCACCAGGGUUGUAUCUACAUGUUAGCGACUGCGACCAACCGGGGUUGUAUCUACAUGUUAGCGACUGCGACCAAUCGGGGUUGUAUCUACAUGUCAGCGACUGUGGCCCACCAGGGUUGUAUCUACAUGUUAGCGACUGUGGCCCACCAGGGUUGUAUC
Messenger RNA from Esox lucius (northern pike), 5105 nucleotides. It is a transcript of the gene ecel1, whose product is annotated as endothelin-converting enzyme-like 1. NCBI's taxonomy places the organism in Eukaryota, Metazoa, Chordata, Actinopteri, Esociformes, Esocidae. The record is from RefSeq and is a predicted model, not a curated record. The transcript is spliced from 19 exons. Gene Ontology annotation, biological process: protein processing. Bases 534 to 2936 code for a protein of 800 amino acids. Gene Ontology annotation, cellular component: plasma membrane. Gene Ontology annotation, molecular function: metalloendopeptidase activity.